CUGCUGUUGAGGCUGUGGUAUGAGCCUAUGCGGCAGGAAGGCACUGACGUUGCUGAGCAGCGUGUUCGCUGUUUGCGGCUUAGGCCUCUUGGGGAUCGCCGUAAGCACCGAUUACUGGCUCUACCUGGAGGAGGGCGUCAUCCUUCCCCUCAACCAGAGCACAGAAAUACGCAUGUCCCUCCACUCUGGCCUGUGGAGGGUUUGCUUCUUGGCUGGGGAGGAGAAAGGCCGGUGUUUUACCAUAGAGUAUGUAAUGCCUACUAACAUCCAUAUGACCUCUGAAUCCACUGUCAGUGUCCUGAAGAUGAUCCGUUCUGCCACACCCUUCCCUCUGGUCAGCCUCUUUUUCAUGUUCAUUGGCUUUGUACUCAGCAACAUCGGCCACAUCCGACCCCAUCGCACUAUCCUGGCCUUUGUUUCUGGGAUCUUCUUCAUCUUAUCAGGUCUGUCUCUGGUUGUUGGUCUGGUGCUGUACAUCUCCAACAUUAAUGAUGAAAUGCUGAACAGGACCAAAACAAACGAAGCCUACUUCACCUAUAAGUACGGCUGGUCGUUUGCCUUCGCUGCCAUCUCCUUCCUGCUCACUGAGACGGCAGGUGUCAUGUCAGUGUACCUGUUCAUGAAGCGUUACACGGCAGAGGAAAUGUACCGGCCUCAUCAGGGCUUCUACCGGCCGCGUCUCAGCAACUGCUCCGAUUACUCCGGCCAGUUCCUCCAUCCAGAUGCCUGGGCUGGACGUGGUCGCAGUCCCUCCUCCAUCUCCUCUGAGGCCUCCCUCCAGAUGAACUCCUCCAACUACCCUGCCCUCCUCAAGUGUCCAGAGUAUGAACGAAUGUCCUCCUCACCUUGCUGAGGGAGAGUCAGGUGUCAGCCCUAUAGGCAUCAGUUUGAUCUCCCUGGAUUUUGUCAUAAAAUUGUCUAAUAAUUUGAUGUUAUUCAGCUUGAGUCAUUAGAGGCCCCUUCUUCAAGUGUCCUCACUAUGACCUGCUUCUCCCUGCUGCUGAUUUUUUUUAGCUAUGCCUUUUGGUUCUGUGGGGAGUUAAACUUAUGUUGAAGGUUAGCCUUUAUUCUUAGCUGACCUGUCUUGUUCCAGAGGGACAAUAAGAAGAUUAAAGAAGAGAAUUUGACCGCAUCGUACUUUUAUGUGGUUUUAUCUGCUUAUUUUUUAUUG
Monopterus albus (swamp eel) is the source of this 1171-nucleotide messenger RNA. RefSeq names its product voltage-dependent calcium channel gamma-5 subunit. Gene Ontology annotation, biological process: transmission of nerve impulse; regulation of AMPA receptor activity; calcium ion transport. Gene Ontology annotation, cellular component: postsynaptic density membrane; AMPA glutamate receptor complex. Lineage: Eukaryota; Metazoa; Chordata; Actinopteri; Synbranchiformes; Synbranchidae. The transcript has 5 exons. Gene Ontology annotation, molecular function: channel regulator activity; voltage-gated calcium channel activity. The coding region runs from base 20 to 853 and encodes 277 amino acids. The record is from RefSeq and is a predicted model, not a curated record.